Molecule: messenger RNA, 1530 nt
Organism: Babjeviella inositovora NRRL Y-12698
Lineage: Eukaryota; Fungi; Ascomycota; Pichiomycetes; Serinales
Exons: 1
Coding region: 323-1099 (258 amino acids)
Source: RefSeq, a predicted model, not a curated record
AUUGUCCUGUAUAUAAUACUGAUUAUGGAUAAGUGACCGAUGGUUGGUCCAUAGAGACUGUGGGUCACUCUAUAGGAUAGAGUGACGGGAAAUCCUGGACCGAUCGUGUGUAGGAUUAAGAAUUGUAGCUUUGGUUGACUAAAGAAAAUGACUUUAGCUUACAAGAGGGUUUCUAUAAAGCCUCUUUCUAAGGUGCAUAACCAAGACAGGUGUCUCACCUCUCAUCCUUCCCCUUUCAUAUAGAGUUACAAAUAUCUUUGAUUUUCGUCUUACAAUAUCUUUUUUUUUGCAAAUAUUUUAUUUUUCAUUCCACUCACUCUAUAUGUCUGACGCUAAGACUACCAUCACGAACCCCGUUAUUCUCUGGGAUUUAAGCUCCAAGUUGGACGACCCUCAGCAAUGGUCACCGAAAACAAUGAAGGCCAGAUCCGUACUCAACUACAAAGGUAUUCCAUUCGAAGUUCGAUUCACCACUUACACCGAAUUUCCACUGAUCUUGCAGAAGUUGAACAUACCACCAUGGCAGGAGAUUCCCCACUACACCUUACCAGCAAUCUCCCACGACGGUAACGCUAUCAUGGGUUCCGACGAAAUUACCGACUACUUGGAAAAAGCUUUCCCACAGAAUCCAAGUGUCUACCCUACCCCACAAGCCUUGACUGAGUCUGAUGGCCUCCGAAAGAUGAUACCAUCCGUGUACCAGCGAGUUACUGCCUGCUCCAUGACCUUCAUCUCUCAAAUCAUCCCUGAUAUAGAUCAUGAGUACUUCAUCAACAAGCUGAAAAGCAGAUUAAAUAUUGACAUUAUCCAGCUCAUCAACUCUCCUGCCAUCACUGCGGAAGGCUGGGCCGAAGGACAGGGCUUUGUUAACGGAUUUAAAGGCUUCACCACCGAAAAUUUUACACAGGAACUGUUGGAUCGCUUGAAGAGCGGAAAAUACUUGUUCGGCGACUAUAUUAGCUAUGCCGAUCUCCAUUACUUCAGUGUCCUUUCGUGGGUGAUUAAGGCCUACUCCCAAGACAAGACCAGAACUUCUGAGUUCUUCUCCGACAAGUGGUUGCAAGAGUGGUACAACAAGAUGUCCAUCUACGGCGUAUGAGCAUUAUAAAGCGCAGUAGCUCAGAGAAUAUGCCAAGAUGUGAUUGAGCACGAGCCUUUCCAACAUACGUCGAUUACUAGUGCAGUAAUCGUGCUGUUGGAGAGGGGAAAAUUACGAUGCUAGACUAUUCAAGUGGAUUGGAUGCCUAGGACAACAAAUAAAUGGGAUAUGACCAAUGGCUAAAGCCAGCAAGUAACUUAUGCAAAUUUAGAAAGCCCCAGAAAUCCUUCAGUUGGGUAAACCAUUAUACAAAAAGGUGCCUAGUUGGUGACGUAUAUAACAGAGGUAAGGCAUGGGUGUAAUAGAGUACCGUCACAAAAAUAUACCCCAGUCUUAACGAGCGCAUUAUAGUUGAUUGAAAAACCAAGUCUGAACUCGAAGAGUGCCGAUAAAUUAAGUACGGCUCAUGAAUCACAAAGCUCAAGGAGUAU